AUGGCUACAGAGCAUCAAGGGACGACGACGACAGCAGGAGCCCCGAGGCCGACGAGACCACUCGCCGUCGAGCCAGAUAGCAAUGGUCUCAACAUUCCACUAUCAACCAAAAAAGACGACAAAGAAAACAAAAGCGACACCACCACCGACAAAACAACGAGCUUGGAGAGUGGCCGCGGCGGCGGCGGAUCUACAACAACAACAACAUUCCUCCGCAAAGCACAAAACAGUUGCUCGCAAAUACUAUACUGGAACAACGCUGCGCCCACGUCGACACAGCUAAUCGGGUUCCUCACCCUCCUCGUAUCCGGCACCGUUUUGCUCUUCUUCACCGGCGUCACCAUCACGUUAGCCAUUCUGACUCUCGUCUUCUUCGCCCCGUUGGUCGUCAUCUCCAGCCCCGUAUGGAUCCCCGUCGGCGCGCUUCUCUUCGUUCUCGUCUCCGGCUUCUUGAUGGCGUGCGGCUGCUUCGUGGCGUUCGUUGCCGGGUUGUCGUGGAUGUACAGCUAUUUUAGAGGGAUGCACCCGCCCGGGUCGGACCGGGUGGAGUACGCGAGGAACCGGAUCGUCGACACGGCUGCCCAUGUCAAGGAUUGUGCUAGAGAGUAUAGUAGUGGGUACAUGCAAGACAAGACCAACAAGGAUGUUGCUCCUGGAGCCUAG
Molecule: messenger RNA, 663 nt
Organism: Linum tenue
Lineage: Eukaryota; Viridiplantae; Streptophyta; Magnoliopsida; Malpighiales; Linaceae
Source: the annotation of a GenBank genome assembly